CCGCCCCGCCUCAUUAUAACGGAAAGCUCAGCCGGCGCCUCAGCCCAGAGAGAGAGUGAGCGAAGGGAGAAGAAAGAAAAGAGAGAGGGAGGGGAAAAAAAAGGGAGAGGAUAAAAAAAAGUUGCAUAGAUUUUUGACAGGACAAAAGAAGGGAAAACGAAAAAAGGAAUUGACUUUUCUCCCUUUAUUUUUCUUUCGAAGUUCCCCCUCUUUCUUGAAGAGAGCCAUUUUUUUAUUUCCCCCUCCCCUUUCUCGACGCACACCAUCCGUGAGCUGGGAGUUUUCUCUCUCUCUUAUUUUUUUUGGGCUGGUUACCUCUUUUCCCCCCCCCGCCCUCUUGUUUUUCCCCCCCCCAUUUUAUUUUUUUUUUUGUUUCUUAUUUUAUUUUCUCCUCAUUUUUGUUUCUGUUGAGCGAGGGAGAUACUGUAUUUAGACCAUGUCCGGCUGGCACUGUUAUGUGGAAAACCUGAUGGCCGAUGGAAACUGCCAGGACUCGGCCGUCGUCGGCUACACGGACGCCAAGUACGUCUGGGCAGCGACUCCCGGAGGCACCUUCUCGGUUGUAACGCCUACAGAAAUAGAUGUGCUAGUUGGAAAGGAUCGCCAAAGCUUCUACACCCAUGGCUUAGUCCUGGGUGGAAAGAAGUGCUCUGUUAUCAGAGAUCAGCUGUUUACUGAUGGUGAAUUCACAAUGGACUUGAGGACUAAGAGCCAAACUGGAGAAGCAACGUACAAUGUUUCUGUUGCCAGAGCUGGCAAAAUCUUGGUCUUUGUAAUGGGAAAAGAAGGGAUCCACGGAGGAAUCCUCAAUAAAAAGGCAUUCUUGAUGGCAAAAUACUUGAGAGAAUCUGGAUUCUAGUUAGCCAGAAUUCCUAUUCAGUAGUUUAAAAAAAUUGCUAUUAAAGUUUCCUUUAGCAGUCACCUACUCUUUCACAUUGAAGUUACAGAAAGCUUAAUAGCAGUGCAGGGUUGUGGGGAUAUGAACCCAUGUCUCCUUCAUAUCCCUGUAUUGGUGGGGAAAGUUUAAAUUUUUCAUUUUUUUUUUUCUCCUUUGUGUGCUCCAGCAUUGGUUGUCAUGGGAAAGGAAAGUGUCCAUGGAGGGGUACUCAACAAGAAAACAUUUACCAUGGUUACAUACCUGAGGAAUUCUGGAUACUAAGUAGCCUCUUCCCAUCCACGUAGCAACUCAUUCAUCCUCACUACCCAAUUGAAUUGGCAGUGCUACCAGGGUGUAGUUGGUAGAAUUUUUUUUUUUUUAGUUUAUCCACUUCUGAUCACAUUUAUUCCCAUUGCCCCUUUACUACUUAAUUGUAAUAACAUUGUAGGUGUAAUGGAAAGUAAAUCCCAUGUUUUGACACCAUUAGCACAAUAACUAAAUGGUGAUGUGCAUGUUAUUACUUCUGAUAUUGUUGCAAAAAAUAGGGCUGACUUGCUAAGCCUGGGCAUUGCUUUGUUUUAGCAUUUAGAGAAUUAAUUGACAUCCAGAAUCACCAAACCAGGUACUGAUUAUUCUCUCUCCUUCCACUUCCCUAUUGAAGUGCUUUUUUAAAAUUAAAGAAGGUGCUGGUAGUACAAUUUCAAAUUAAGUGUUGCUGAGUCAGCACUUCUGCGAAGUUGCAGAGCUCAUCUAGUCUUCCUGUUUUCGUUUGAGCAUGUUGGGAGGGUAACUGCAUCCAUUAUCUGCUUGCCAUAAUAUUUGUUUUAUGCUUUCCUGUACAUCCAUUACCCAUUCUCAUUGUUAAAACAUCUGGAUUUUCCUUCAGUUUCAUUACUUGUAAAUGAGUCAUAAUGGAUAACUUUGCAUCAGUUUUGUGGAUGCAGUCUUAACAUGAAUGCCUAACUGUAGUAUUAGACCUUGUGCAUUCUGACUUCAUGGGUGUAAUUGCAGAACUGCUCCAGGUGUGUGUAAAUGAUUUUUUUCCUCCCCAUGGACAUGUCACAAUCCUGACUUUUUGAUCAGGUUUAAUCUCCAGGGACAUUCCAUCUUUGCAGUAGCUCAGGCACUUAAAAAUAUUGUUUUGCCAGCUCCUUUUUAAUGUAAGUUAACUUUUUAACAAAGGUUGCCAUUUUGAACAGUAGAUAUCCCAAACACAACCAUCUGGAGUGUGUCCGGUUUUGAGUGCUUCAUAGGACCAAUUAAGUUGCAGCUUGGGGUUUUUUUAAAUGAGGACAGACUGCUGUGUGAUGCCAUUGUAAAGGACUGCUGCCACUCAAUACGGCAUUAGCAAUUUGGAUGAAUAUAUUCAAAUUUUUUCAUGAAUGUUGGUUGAUGGUCAUUGCUUUUGUUAGUAUCUGUGGGUGGCAGUUUCCUACAUAGAAAAUUACAAACUGUUCAUUUUAAAAUCUUUCAAAUCAAGGGAAUUGAUGCAUUAGACCUGGUGAGCCCAUGCUGCAGAAGGAAACUGUGGAAGAAUUGCCUUGUGCUCAUAGUUUUUGAAAUCUGUGGAAAUGUCUGUUUUUGAGCACAGUACUAACUUAUGUUCCGUUCAAACAAAAUUAUAAACCUUCUGUAUUCACAUGAAUAAAACGGGAGAUGGUAUUGGUUGGAAUAAUCACACUUGGCUGUCUUGUGAAAUUAUUUUGCAAAUGUUUGUGUAUCCUGUGCCAUACUGCAUAGAGAUUUGAUCUGUUGCUGUUGUGAGAUGGAUUUUAACUGCCACUGCAAGGCUUUCAGUUGAACGGCACUUCCUUCCUUAGGGGCGUUAUUCUAGCAUAUACUCAAUGUUCAGGCCUUGUGAAAUAUGUACAGAUUUAAAAAUUCUUGUUGCUGACUUGUCCAUUUUCUUUCCCUGCACUUUUGUUACAUCUGGGAUACAGUCUAACUCAUCUGAUUUAAUAUGCAUUUACGAAAUGCCAUAACUGUUAAACCACCUUGUUUACAGACAGACGAAAUAAAUCUAUUCCAACCAAAUGUUGGCUGUAUGUUUUUGUAUGGUGGGGGAGGGUGUCUGAUUAUGAAUCAAAGAAUAUGAAUCAAAUGUGAAAAUAAAUGCAUUAGUCUUACUGUACCACUAUUGUUUAUAAACAGUCUGUUGUGAAAUACAA
Messenger RNA from Rhincodon typus (whale shark), 3045 nucleotides. It is a transcript of the gene pfn2b, whose product is annotated as profilin 2b. Gene Ontology annotation, molecular function: actin binding. Gene Ontology annotation, biological process: actin cytoskeleton organization; regulation of actin filament polymerization; positive regulation of actin filament bundle assembly. Lineage: Eukaryota; Metazoa; Chordata; Chondrichthyes; Orectolobiformes; Rhincodontidae. Gene Ontology annotation, cellular component: cytoplasm. Bases 437 to 859 code for a protein of 140 amino acids. The record is from RefSeq and is a predicted model, not a curated record. The transcript is spliced from 3 exons.